AACAGAUCCUGGGCUGUGGGGCGCCGUCGUUCCCGCGUGCCGUAAAGCGCGAGCCUCUGUCGUUGCUAUGGGAAACCUGGCGAAAAGCAGGAAGUGCUGGAGCUAAAUUGACAGCAGUGCAGAUUUGUGUUUAUCUCUAUGUUUAUGACAUUCUGGUGCAAAAACUUCAUGACAGGCAGCUUGUUCUUCUCAGCGGAACAGAUAUUUACCACGUAACCCGCCCUCGGAGGAACAUAUGAUCAAGGUUUGAAGGACCUGCGGAGAAAAUGAGUCGAAGCCGGAACCCUCCGCAGAAGGGCCAGGGGGCUGCCAGGGCCAAACAGAUGGGACUGCUGCUGGAUUUGGCUCCUGACGGCGGGCUGGAUGACUCUGGAGGAAAUGAUGAGGAGCUGGAGGCGGAGCUUCUGGCAUUGAUGGGAGGAGGAGGGAGGAGCGGACCAGCGGGCAAGAAACCUGGAGGAAAAGCUCCGGUGCCCAUGGUGGACAUUGAGCGGAUGGCAGCGCUUUGUAUGAAAGACCUGGACGAGGACGGAGACGAUGAUGGUGAUUUGGAGAACGACGCUGAUCUCUUGGCCGAGUUGAGUGAGGUGCUGGAAGACGAUGAGGAGCAAGUGGUCAGGAAACCUCCUCCGUCACCAGUGCCUCCUCAACGCUCCAAUGCAGCGCUCGCGUCCCAGAAUGCACCUGCCAGCCUGGAGGCUUGCCUGCAAGAGCGCUUGGACAUGUACCAAACAGCCAUUACCAAUGCCAAGGCCGCGGGCGAGACCAGCAAAGCACGGCGAUACGACCGCGGACUGAAGACUCUACAGUCUAUGCUGAUGUCAGUUAAAAAGGGGAAGCCCAUCAAUGAAGAUGAGAUUCCUCCUCCUGUGGCCACCGGUGGAAAACCCUCCGCUGCUCCGCAGGCCAAGCCAAUCACAGAGCAAGAAAAACCUGCUCCAGCAAACACGCCACCACAGACGGCCAAUGUCAAGCCAGUCGCUCCAUCCAAGCCUCAGCUGCUACAGCCUGAUCGCCGGCCACGGCUUCACGAGUCCAGAGCGCACACCGGGUCUGUUCGUGCUAUUCGAUGAUGACCACUUUGGCUUUAUUUGGCUGGAGCUCAAGUCCUUCAGUCUGUACAGUCGGCUGACCGACCAGCUGUCCCACGCUCAGGCCCCCAGCAUGGAGCGCUUCGAGGCCAUGCUCCGCAACAUGCAGUCAUGGACAUCCUGAUAGCAAACCUCACACUAGCGUUCUCAUCAGGCACAUACUCUAGUAUUACGCUCUGCACC
Sinocyclocheilus anshuiensis is the source of this 1274-nucleotide messenger RNA. RefSeq names its product coiled-coil and C2 domain-containing protein 1A-like. The transcript is spliced from 6 exons. Gene Ontology annotation, molecular function: DNA-binding transcription repressor activity, RNA polymerase II-specific. The record is from RefSeq and is a predicted model, not a curated record. Bases 267 to 1073 code for a protein of 268 amino acids. NCBI's taxonomy places the organism in Eukaryota, Metazoa, Chordata, Actinopteri, Cypriniformes, Cyprinidae.